Molecule: messenger RNA, 552 nt
Organism: Asparagus officinalis (garden asparagus)
Lineage: Eukaryota; Viridiplantae; Streptophyta; Magnoliopsida; Asparagales; Asparagaceae
Product: zinc finger protein 11
Exons: 1
Coding region: 1-552 (183 amino acids)
Source: RefSeq, a predicted model, not a curated record
AUGGCAGCAGAACUUGGCUUGUUCUCUCUGACCCAACUCCAAAACCUAGCCCAACAACAACAACAGCAGCAGCGUCGACCUGCGAAUGAAGAGGAUGACUCUUGGGAGGUGAGAGCAUUUGCAGAGGACACGAGCAGCUCCAUGGGCACAACAUGGCCGCCGAGGUCCUACACGUGCAACUUCUGCAGGCGAGAGUUUCGAUCAGCGCAGGCGCUCGGCGGUCACAUGAACGUUCACCGUCGUGACCGUGCUCGCCUUCGUCAGCCACCGCAGGUCCCUGAGCCACCACCUGUGAUGAUUCCUUCCGGUGAGUUUGUGGCCAAUGGUGGGCUCUGCCUUUUUUAUCCAGUUCCAAACUCUUCUUCAACUUUUCUGUCUGUGUCUGCAUAUGAACAGGCAGUUAACUUGCCUACUUCGUCGAUGAAUCUCGGCGAGUCACUUUUGGGCAAGGUCGGAAUGGUGAGAGAUGCGAGUGAGGGGAGAGAUGCUAGUAGCAAUGAUGAUGGAGGAAUCGUUGAGGAGUUGGAUUUAGAGCUUAGGCUUGGCUGGUGA